AUGUGUGGAACUUUCAUCCUUUUUAUUCGACAUAUUUUGCCAAAAUUAUCAGACGAACAUGAUUGGUUUUUCCAUGUUCGAGACAUUCUUCAUCGUGCAUAUAUGAAAAAGGAACUUACUGAAAAUGAGCAAAAUUUGGUUGAAAAAGUUGAGCAAGAGACCACUUCUAAAUACUUUACUACUGAUCAAUGGCGUUGUCUACUUAAUUUAAAUGCGAGUAUGGACGAGCUAUGUAGCCACUACUCAAUGGAUCCAGAUAAACUAUCAAAAGAAGUAAAAAAUCUUGCGUCAGAAUGGCUUGAAGGUGAUGCACGACAAACUGUAGAAGCACUUAUCAAAGCUAUGCAGAAUUCUAUACCAUUAAAUAAAUCCAAAUGA
Molecule: messenger RNA, 378 nt
Organism: Adineta steineri
Lineage: Eukaryota; Metazoa; Rotifera; Eurotatoria; Adinetida; Adinetidae
Source: the annotation of a GenBank genome assembly